AUGUUUUCUCUUCACAAUGAUUCUGAACCUCAUCCCCCCAAAUCCUCAACCUCACACCCCGGCCCCUCCCUCCCCCUCUACUCCCUCUCCCUCCAAGGCCAGGUCGCCGACAAUCUCCCGCCACCGGAGGCGACCGCGAAGCUCCUCCUCUCGACCUCGAUCUCAAAGCUCCGCCUCUACGGCGCCGACCCCGCCAUCCUCAAAUCCCUCGCCGGCACCAACAUCUCCGUCGUCAUCGGCGCCGCUUACGGAGACAUUCCAACCGUCGGCAACGAGGUUUUAGAAUCCAAUGACCCCUCCCUCUCCUCCCAGCUCCUUCCUGCCAUGCAAAAUCUCCAAAAUGCCCUCUCCGCCUCGCUUCCGGUGAAAGCCUCCACCGUCAACACGAUGGCGGUGCUCGCGGCAUCGGAGCCGCCCUUCGCCGGCGCUUUCCACGCGGAGCUGCUCCCUUCUCUUCAAGGAAUCUUCGGAUUCCUUCAGAAAACCGGGUCGCCGUUCAUGAUAAACCCAUACCCGUACUUCGCCUACCGAGACGAUCCGAGGCCCGUACCCGUAUGGCCGUACAAAGGCGACCCCAAUGAGAACGGGGUGAGCGUCGACAACACGAAGGCAUUCAAUGGGAACUUAGUGCAGCAUUUGCGGUCGAUGGUGGGGACGCCGCUGAUGCCGGAAUCGGUGGAUACUUACAUUUUCGCGUUUUACAACGAGGAUUUGAAGCCAGGGCCGGUGUCGGAGAGGUCAUUUGGGUUGUUUCAUCCUGAUCUUUCCAUGACUUACGAUGUUGGGCUUAAGAGGUCUAGUAGCUCAGGCUCGAGGUUUAACCCUUGUUUUUUAGUCAAAAAAAGGGGCAAAUAUGUGCAUCAUGUAGCUAGGGGUCCAUUAGAAUUGAAAGACAAUUUCUUUUCUUCAGUAAGGAAGAAAAAGAAUGAGAAUUUGAAUACAAUCGCUCACCCAAAGGAAUUAGAUGAGGAGUAUCGUAAUAAGAGCUCAGAUUGGAAUAAGUGGAGAAAUGCUACGUCAAUCAGAGUUAUUGCAGCUAUGUUGAUAUCCGAUCUCGUGGCAGUCAUUGUCUCUGCAACUUGUGGCGGCAUUGCCUUCACCUGUACUGGACAACCGGUGAUCACUGGUUAUUUACUAGUUGGAUCUGUUAUUGGACCAGGAGGUUUUAAUUUUGUCAGAGAAAUGGUGCAAGAUGAUGAGGAAGAAGUGUUGGGUCCUCUUGUUUUGAUAAUGAUUUAA
This is a messenger RNA of Asparagus officinalis (garden asparagus), 1239 nucleotides long. RefSeq names its product glucan endo-1,3-beta-glucosidase 7-like. NCBI's taxonomy places the organism in Eukaryota, Viridiplantae, Streptophyta, Magnoliopsida, Asparagales, Asparagaceae. Gene Ontology annotation, biological process: carbohydrate metabolic process; proton transmembrane transport. The record is from RefSeq and is a predicted model, not a curated record. Gene Ontology annotation, cellular component: plasma membrane. Gene Ontology annotation, molecular function: hydrolase activity, hydrolyzing O-glycosyl compounds; antiporter activity.